CUGUUUUCAAGACCCCACACUCACAAGCUAGAGAAGUGAAGAUGGCGGACGUUUUGAGUGUUCUUCGUCAAUACAACAUCCAGAAAAAGGAAAUCGUUGCUAAAGGAGAAGAAGUUAUCUUCGGAGAGUUUUCGUGGCCAAAAAAUGUCAAGACCAACUAUGUUAUUUGGGGAACUGGAAAGGAGGGCCAACCCAAAGAGUAUUACACCUUGGACUCCAUUCUCUUCCUGCUCAACAAUGUGCAUCUUCCUCACCCGUCCUAUGUCCGCAGGGCAGCUACAGAGAACAUACCUGUAGUCAGAAGACCUGAUCGAAAGGACUUGCUCUCGCAUCUCAAUGGAGAAAGUUCUACUUCAGCAAGUAUUGACAGAAGCGCACCCAUUGAAAUUGGGUUGCAGAGACCAACACAAGUCAAAAGGGCAGCCGAUGAGGUUUCAUCAGAAGCAAAAAAGCCACGUAUCGAGGAUGAAGAGCGUGUUCGUCUUGAUAAGGAGCGUCUGGCAGCACGUCUGGAAGGACACAAGGAGGGAAUUGUACAGACUGACCAGAUCAGGUCGCUCUCAGAGGCCAUGUCUGUGGAAAAGAUCGCUGCCAUCAAGGCCAAGAUCAUGGCCAAGAAACGGUCGACCAUCAAAACAGACUUGGACGACGACAUCACCCUCAAACAGAGGAGCUUUGUGGAUGCCGAAGUUGACGUGACCAGAGACAUCGUUAGUCGAGAGCGAGUGUGGCGCACCCGGACCACCAUUCUGCAGAGCACUGGAAAGAAUUUUUCCAAGAGCAUCUUUGCGAUCCUGCAGUCGGUGAAGGCCAGAGAGGAAGGCAGAGCUCCUGAGCAGAGGCCAGCACAGAACCCCACUCAGGCAGACCCAUCCAUAAGAAACAAGCAGCCAGUCCCAGCUGCCUACAACAGAUACGAUCAGGAAAGGUUCAAAGGGAAAGAGGAAACGGAGGGCUUCAAGAUUGACACCAUGGGAACCUAUCAUGGCAUGACCCUGAAGUCUGUGACGGUAAGUUCUUCAAGGGUUUCUCCUUUGGGAAAUGGGUGAUGCUAUGCUACUUAAUAAACAGGAAGUCGCCUGCAGUCCUCGAUAGCAGGGUUAGGAUGAAAGUUGUUACAAACAGGCCAGUCUAUUUUAAGCAAUGACGAAGUUACGCCAUGAUGUAGAUGACAAUCUAUUAUUAAUAUUUUAAGAGUUCUUUUGAAAUGCCAAAGGUUACUCUUGUAUAACCUUUAACCUUAGCUCUAGUUCUUUUUUUUUUUUCCAUUCAGAAACAUUGAAUCUCUCACCUUGUGUUGUAACUGGAACCAGUAUGACUUAAUUAUGUUUAUUGCGGAUGUUAAAUUACACACUUUUUCCACUUUGCAUCGGAAACCUUGCCCUUGCAAGUCACUAAUGAUAUAACUGUGAAACACUAUCAGGCUGGUAGUAUUCAAGCUGUUAUAGUAAAGCUUAUUCACCAUGAUGCACAGGGUGCUCUGUAUGAGUCACUCACACAAGAGCCAGUUUCAUGGCAGAACUUAACUGAAAAGGUCAGGCUUGAUCUCCUGUAGGGGCUUUUAUUAGGCUGUGGCAGAAAGGAUCUUUUAUUUACUUUACUCUGCCUCCAUAUUGAUAUGGCUGACAUUUCAAUUAUUUUCCCAGAUUUCCCUUCGGGAACCUUUUUGAAGGUUCAAAGCAUUGUUUGUUUGAUUAGAGGCCGGUGGUGUUUUGUUUUAAUUUGUUUCUGUGUGUUUGCGGUCAACUGUGUGAUCGGGUAUCAUGGAGGACAUUGCAGGCUUUAUUUGAUAGGUCAAAGAGGAUGGGGGGGCUGAUGCUGUAGCAGUGGGUAAGCUGGAUCAAAGGCAGGAUUUCUUCUUUUCUCUUUGCCUAGUUCUUCUUCAGCAACUACAGAAUGUGUUUGGUUACUUGAGCUUUGGAACAUCAGCAGGGAAUUGAUUAAGCCUCCCAUACAGUGACCUUGUGACGUGAGUGAGUGUGGGAGUUUGCUUAGCCAGUGACUGAGAUGGAUGAUUAUUGGCUUUAAUUACUGGGAUGGUUAUUGAUUUAGGCACAAUUUCAUUAAAGAUUUCCUUCCUGUUUGGACUUUUUUUUUUUUUUAUUAUUAUUUAAAUUGUUUUGAGAUGCUUGGUUUUUAUAGGUUAACCGACCUGUGUCGUUAUCCAUCACUUUGUAACACUGUGAUGUGGAUUUUCUUAUGAUUAUUCUCAUGGUAUUAUUGAUAAAAUGAUUCACGUUAUUCCAAUAUCCAGGACAUCGAAGGAGGACUUUAUCUCUCUUUAGAAGUACAAUUUAUUUAGCUCUUAUAAUAGAUUUACAAAUUUACCACACACUUAGCAUUAACUUUUUUGAAUGCCACCGAAACCAGCUUGUAUUAGCUUGGUUUGCUUUAACUGUAGCACAUGCAGAAAACUUGGCCAAGAAACCAGAUGGUUUCAGUGAAAUGUCCUUGGUUUUAGCUGAUACAUUUCAGGUUGGAAAUAAAAUAAAACCAGUCUUAUUUUGCUCAAGAUUUAUUUUGCUCUUAUAGUAAUAUGUGCAUUGAAAUUCGUACUUUGGACCACAAAACUGAAACGACUUGAAAAAAUAAUCAACAGAUAAUGUCUGAUGCCAUCUUGUGCUUUUGUCUUCUUUUUGUGAUUCCGGUAAUCUGCGAC
Clupea harengus (Atlantic herring) is the source of this 2659-nucleotide messenger RNA. RefSeq names its product parafibromin (gene cdc73). Bases 42 to 1049 code for a protein of 335 amino acids. Gene Ontology annotation, cellular component: Cdc73/Paf1 complex. Gene Ontology annotation, biological process: transcription elongation by RNA polymerase II; positive regulation of transcription elongation by RNA polymerase II. NCBI's taxonomy places the organism in Eukaryota, Metazoa, Chordata, Actinopteri, Clupeiformes, Clupeidae. Gene Ontology annotation, molecular function: RNA polymerase II complex binding. The transcript has 10 exons. The record is from RefSeq and is a predicted model, not a curated record.